AUGCAAAUCGUAGGGAAGAUUCAAGAGAUUCUUUCAGGAUGCAAUGGCAAAGAGCUGCCAUGGAUCGAAACGCUCUCGGUGACUCAUGAGCAGCCGUGCAGAAACGAUUUUGAUUGCAACGAAACUCUGAAAAUAGAGGCACAUUUCAAAGAGAUCGCUUCUAGCUGCGUGAAAGGGGGACUGCAACAGCUGGCCGCAUUAGGUGUUGAUUUCAAUCGACCUACAGACUUCUACGCCGACAUGAUCAAGAGCGAUGUUCAGAUGGAGAGGGUGAUGAAAAAAAUAGCGAAACGCACGAAGAAAAUCCAGGAAAAGAGUAGCAAGCAGAAUGUUAAGGUCAAGAAGGGUUUUGAUAAGCAGGUGAAACAACGGCAGCGCAAGAACGAGUUCAUAAAAGACAUGGCUAAGCUAAUGAAAAAUCGCAACAGCAAUAUUUCCGUGGAGAAACAGAUGGACCACCUAAUGGAAAGCCACGCCGGAGUAGCCCGAAAAGGGAGAACACAUGCGGAGCUCCAGGAGUCGGCGAAAAGAUCUAUCAAAACGAACAAUAAAGCAUCUAAAGGUAGAAAAUAUAACAAAACCCAGUCGACGGUUGUCAAGAAUUCACAAGGCAAGGUGCUUCGACGCAAAAAGGACGAUAAGAACGCAAGAGGAAGACGUAAAAAAAAGUGA
Babesia sp. Xinjiang is the source of this 672-nucleotide messenger RNA. Its product is annotated as putative rRNA-processing protein EBP2 -like protein. NCBI's taxonomy places the organism in Eukaryota, Apicomplexa, Aconoidasida, Piroplasmida, Babesiidae. Bases 1 to 672 code for a protein of 223 amino acids. Gene Ontology annotation, cellular component: nuclear periphery; nucleolus; preribosome, large subunit precursor. The record is from RefSeq and is a predicted model, not a curated record. The transcript is spliced from 2 exons. Gene Ontology annotation, biological process: rRNA processing; ribosomal large subunit biogenesis.